Molecule: messenger RNA, 927 nt
Organism: Aegilops tauschii subsp. strangulata
Lineage: Eukaryota; Viridiplantae; Streptophyta; Magnoliopsida; Poales; Poaceae
Source: RefSeq, a predicted model, not a curated record
CCAUGCCGGUGCGGCACCGUCUUUUGCUCUCACUCUCCCGACACCCCGCCCCCCUCGCCCUACCCUAAUCCGACCCAACGCGGCUCCAGUGCGGCCGCCGUGCCCUAACCUCUCCGCGGCUCCCAACUCCUGACCACCCCGCACCCCUCCGCCUUUCACGCGAGUCGCCGUCCCCGUUCAACCCCACCGCGUCGCCCUGCCGUCCUAACCCAUCCGCGAUUCCGGCCAUCGUUUCUGAGGUUUUCUCAGGUCUGUGCAUUCCAAACCAGCCCUUGGACGCCCCUUGUGACAGCAACAGCAUGCCUAAGAUAAAGACAAGCCGCGUCGAAUAUCCUGAAGGAUGGGUGCUUAUUGAACCCACAAUCCGUGAGCUGGAUGCCAAAAUGAGAGAAGCUGAAAACGAUACACAUGACGGGAAGAGGAAGUGUGAAGCACUCUGGCCAAUUUUCCGCAUUUCUCAUCAAAGAAGCCGUUACAUUUAUGAUCUUUUCUAUAAAAGGAAGGAAAUAUCAAAGGAGCUGUAUGAGUUCUGCCUGGACCAGGGUUAUGCAGACCGUAAUCUGAUUGCAAAGUGGAAAAAGCCGGGUUACGAGCGCCUGUGCUGCCUCCGCUGCAUCCAGACCCGAGACCACAACUUUGCGACGACGUGCGUGUGCCGGGUCCCCAAGCACCUGAGGGAGGAGCAGGUCAUCGAGUGUGUCCACUGUGGCUGCAAGGGAUGUGCCAGCGGCGACUAACUGACUAGUCACUUGUAUUCAUCACGUGUCGUCGAAUCCAUGGUUCUAAAGUGAGCACUCUGGUUAUUUCUCAAGUGUGGCCUCUGGUAAGAACAAUCGUCCUGUAAUGUAAGCACUUGGCAGAUAUCUGUUGUGUCUGUACAAUCGGUCAUCCAGUUUUCCUAACAGAAACACACAUUUGCUCCCCGUA